This is a messenger RNA of Neohortaea acidophila, 2238 nucleotides long. RefSeq lists its product as uncharacterized. The transcript has a single exon. Gene Ontology annotation, molecular function: lipid binding. NCBI's taxonomy places the organism in Eukaryota, Fungi, Ascomycota, Dothideomycetes, Mycosphaerellales, Teratosphaeriaceae. The record is from RefSeq and is a predicted model, not a curated record. Bases 1 to 2238 code for a protein of 745 amino acids.
AUGUCCUUCCUCUCAUCCUGCUUCUCCCGCCGCCGCAAGCUCGACGAUGAUCGCGAGCCCCUCCUCCCCCAGUAUGCCGAUGACACGGAGCUACAACGGAAGCUCCAUCAGAAGCUGCACACGUACCAACAAAUAAGAGCAAUGGGGAAAGGCUUCAUGCCCAGUACCGAGCAAGUCAUCAUCAACCUGCGCACCUUGUUAUCCAGCGACGUCCUCGAUCAAGACAACCCCGAGCUCUCCGAGAGCGGAAGGCUGCUGGUUCGCUACACUAGACAAUGGAUACAGAACUUCACCGACUUGCUGCGCAACAAGAACGAUCGCGAUCAGAUCCAAGAUCUCAUCUGGUUCCUCAGCAAGAGCCGCAUCAGCGUGGACACUUCCAAUGUCGCCGCACGCGCAAAGGCGAGCAAGGGCAAGGCCGACGUUUGGGCUGCAUACCAAAGCAUCAAGACUGUGGGGAGCUUGAUGGUGAUGAACGAAGACUUCCGAACUUUCCUCGCCGAUCUAAAUGUCGUGGGCAGAGAGGUGUUCAGAGACUCGGCGUUCAAGUUGUCAGAAGUUGCAAAUGAGACGGGCAAACAGCUAGACCCAUCCGAGAAGGACAAGCAGCUCGUUGCGCAGCCUGGCCAAGACAAGGCCAUUGGCGUCCCCUCCGGCCAGGAGCUUGGAGAGGAGGUGCAAGACGUCGCCAAGGUCGUUGCAGAUGGAUCCGCACAGGUCGCCAUAGCCGCGAAAGAGAGUGCCGAGGACAAGCUGUCCGGCGACGAAGGCCAGACGCUAUUGAAUCGCCUGAAGCAGACCAUCUUGAGUCUGAGACAGCGCCCUGACUACUCGAAAUCCGUCUCCACAUUAUCCUUGUUGAUUCAACGGUACGCAAAGGUCUACUCUCGGGUGGCGGAAGAGACGAUCGACGCUGCUGCAGAAAACACGCACCAGAAUGCCGCUCUAGACCGAGCGAUGCAUAAUGCAUGGCUCUUCCUGACCAGCUUUGGCGACGAAGAGGACUGGAAGAAGUGUGAGGAGUUGUGGGCCAAGGUGAUGGAACACAAAGACAGCGACCCCGAGUUUGAGCAGAUCAUGGUCGAUGUGGGCAACUCCGUGCAGAAGAUGCUCACCGAUCCGGACUUCCUCGACAAUGCGCCGGCCAAGAUUGACGAACUGCGACAGAAGAGUAAAGAAAUGGGCACCGGCACCAGUCUGCAUGCCGAUGUGGAGGCUCUGCUUCGACAAGUGGACCUUACUUUCCGGGGCGUGGUGCAAGAUGAAGACAUUCACAAGCUCCUGCAGUCCACCAUGAAAUUGUUCCAAAUCCUCUCGCCCGUGAAGCAGACGACGAACCCGGAAUUGAUUCAAGAUGCCGUUCACACGUUUGUGCCGCUGCUCAUCAACGCGAUUCAAUACCUGCCCAUCCCACGCCUGGAAGUCUCGACGCCGGCAAUCGACUUGCUUCUCGAGAACCUCAUAAUCGAGCCGGGCACCACCGUCCGCCACACCUCCUUCUUACCAUACCGACUGAAGGUCGAGACGUACAACGACGUCGACAUCUACCGCACCCACACCCUCCGCACCGCAACAACAAGCAAGCAUCUCGUGACCAUCAAGCUCGACGGUCUGAGCCUGCGAGCGGAGGAAGUAGGCUUCUGGCUGCGCCUGCACAGCGGCAUCGCACGCUUCGGAGACGAAGGCAUCGCCAGCUUCGCCCUCGACGAGCGCGGCAUCGACAUCCACGUCGACGUGGAAAUCGCGCAGGAGCGACUCGAGCAAAUCCUCACGCUCAAAGCGGUGCGCGUGCACAUCCACAAGCUCAACUUCACCCUGCGCCAGAGCAAGUUCUCCUGGCUCGGCUUCCUGCUCAAACCCCUGCUGCGCCCGAUUCUGCGCAAAACGCUGGAGUCGCAGCUCGCCACCGCCAUUGCCGACUUCUUCCACGCCGCGAAUCGCGAGAUCUUGUACGCGCGCGAGCGCCUGCGCGCCACGCGCAUCUCCGAGCCGCAGGAUAUGCUUACGUUCUUCAAGGCUGUGGCGGCGAGAUUGACGCCACCCGAGGACCCGGAUGUGUACACGCGGGUGGGAAUUGCGCAGCCUGGGAAAGGUGUGUUCAAGGGCGUGUAUGCGCCGGGCAGUAUUGUCAAGGUGUGGAAUGAAGAAGGAGCGCGGGCUGGGGAGAGGGUGGAGGAGUUUGAUGCGGGUGGGUGGAGGAAUGAGGUUUUUGAUACGCAUGUCACGGUUUUGACGUAA